AUUUUUCUCAAUGAAAUGAUCAGUGCGGAGUGGAGUAUUGAGAGCAACCGAGUUGAUUCAAUAUGUCUGUCAUUAACACCCAAUCACUCCUGUGUGAUAUUUUGAAACAAAUUAUGAAAGAGAAGACAAAUGAACAUUACACAUUCAACAUCGAUGGCGGUACCAACAACUCAGAUGGAUACAUGGGAGAAAUAGUGUUCUUUCACGUGAUAUUGGAGGAUAAUGAACGACUCAAUUUAGUAUUGAAAUCUGCAAAAUCCCAUAAAUCUCUUAAAGAGAUCCUUUUCUCAGAUAUUAUCUACAACAGAGAGUUUCUUAUGUACACCAAAGUUUUUCCCGAGUUGGAAAAAUUCACGAAGAGUAAAAAUGUUCAAGACAUGGCCACAUUUAUACCGAAAGUUUGGUUUGCUGAAAAACACUUAGACCAAGUGAAUAUCGUUCUCGAGAACCUGAAACUACAGAAUUUCCAUAUUUGCGACAGAAAAAAGCCUAUGGAUUCAUCUCAUAUGCGAAUACUUUUCGAUACUUACGGAAAAUGGCAUGCAAUAUCAAUGGCUUUCAGAGAUCAACAUCCAGAAAAAUUCUCAAGAUUAGUUGAAAAUUGGGUAGAUCCAAAAUUGAAGUUGAUCAAAAGUUUCGGUUUUGUGAAACAUCAUGGUAUAGAUUUAUCUGUUGUGAAAAAAAUGUCGAUUGAGCGGAAACGAUUCGAUCUGGUGAAACUCUUGGACAGUAUUGAAGGACAAAUGGAAGAUAUUUUAUUCAGGAAUUAUUCUGAAGAUGAAAAUUUGCUGAUUAUAAGUCAUGGAGAUAAUUGGUGUAAUAAUUAUAUGUUCAAAUAUAAGGAAAACGAAGGAACUUCCACGCCAACUGAUGUUUUUUUCAUAGAUUUCCAAUUAUCAAGACUAGACUCACCUGCUCUGGAGCUUAGCAGUACACUUUACAACAUGGGAGAUAAAGAAACCUUCAAAGAUUUUGAUAAUCUUCUUAAUAUCUACUACAAAUCUUUUUCGAAAACUAUGAAAUUAUUGGGAAGCAAUCCUGCUAAAUUAUUCACCAUGGAUGAUCUCAAAAGCCAUUGGAAGAGGCAUGCUGUGCACACAAUUGUAUACGUCUUUGUUUACCUACGGAUUUCUUUAUGUGAUGCGGAUGACGCUCCAGAUCUGAUCAAAAUGGCUGAGGAUGGGACAGAUUUUGAUGGCUCCUUUUCAUUCCAUACAAAAAAUAUGGAUCUUUUCUGGGAAAGAGCCUAUGAUAUUUUCAUACAUUAUACAGAGUUUGUAAAUAAAAUCUCACAUAAAUGAA
Harmonia axyridis is the source of this 1302-nucleotide messenger RNA. RefSeq lists its product as uncharacterized. The record is from RefSeq and is a predicted model, not a curated record. Lineage: Eukaryota; Metazoa; Arthropoda; Insecta; Coleoptera; Coccinellidae. The coding region runs from base 63 to 1301 and encodes 412 amino acids. The transcript is spliced from 2 exons.